Exophiala oligosperma is the source of this 2312-nucleotide messenger RNA. RefSeq lists its product as uncharacterized. The transcript is spliced from 5 exons. NCBI's taxonomy places the organism in Eukaryota, Fungi, Ascomycota, Eurotiomycetes, Chaetothyriales, Herpotrichiellaceae. Gene Ontology annotation, molecular function: ATP binding; protein kinase activity. Gene Ontology annotation, biological process: protein phosphorylation. The record is from RefSeq and is a predicted model, not a curated record. The coding region runs from base 111 to 2303 and encodes 730 amino acids.
GGCCUACUCAAUCCAUCAGGUGCCUUUGAUGGCUAACAUAAAAAUAUCAAGAUUACCUGACUUUAUCUAACAAUCUGCGUUUUGACGAUGCAAACGGACAACAAAGAUGGAUGUAUUCAUCUGCUCUACUGUUUUCAACCUUUCCAUCUAGGCGAUUUGUAUUUUUUUUUCUUCCUCCUGUAGAUUAUUCGACACAGACAAUUCAUUACAUACCUGAUCUCAUUUCACAUUAUCCUUCUCGACACUACAUCACAAUGCGCUGGCGCCGAAUAGCUCAACCUGCUAAUCAACUAGAAACACCCGACCUCAAUGAGGCUGGAUACCUUGUCCCGGAGACGGCGCGAACUCGACAGGAACGGCAACUGUACAGGCGAGACUGGUUGGCCGCAAGAAUCAGAAGAGGAGCGUUUGGAAAGAAGAAGGAGGACAGGCAGUUCAUGCUGAAAUUCCUCUUGUUUGAGAGAGACAAUGCCGACGACGAAGAAUGGGGCCCAGUCCGAAUGCUCGGGUCCGGGUCUUACGGACACGUUGGACUCUGGCAGAAACGCGACGGUACCAAUAAAAUUGUGGAUGAACUGGCUCUCAAAGAGGAUGACAUGGACGAGAUUUUACAAUGGAGAGAGGUUGAGUACGCCGGCUUUGAACGCUUGCUGAAGGAAGUUGUGAUUCAAAAGGACCUCAACUUCAAGGACGAGAGUGUGGCGCCACAUGUGCGAGGCUACAAGUUCAUGAUAGACAAGCCCGAUCGGUCCGUCGGGAGGUAUCGUACGUACCUCGAGUACUGCGGCCACGGAACCCUGGCACGGCUGGUCCGCGCAUAUCGAGCGUGGGACACACAUCUUCCCGAGGUCUUUAUCUGGCACGUCUUCUACCGACUUGCCAGUUCGUGCGAGGCGCUGCGCGAUACCCCACCACCGGACAGUCUGGCGUGGCCAUGGCUCAUGACCAUGGAGGACCGCAGCGAUGGAUACUGUAUCCACAUGGACAUCAAACCGGCCAACAUCCUUCUAGAUUACGCCCCGGAAGAUCCCCAGGAGCACGACUUUCCCCAGACCAAGUUGGGAGACUAUGGGAUUGCCACCUACACCAGCAACGAGGACCCGUUCAACCCUUCCCAGUACUGGUGGCGACGAACAGAUCAAUAUGCACCUCCGGAACAACUUUCUUACGGAGUUCAUUGGAAUAUCCCUGCAACAGGGGGGUGGACGAGGAUAGACGAUGAUAAAGGCCGUCGACUCAAUUACAAACAAGCCAAGCUGAUGCAAAAGAAAAAGCACAAUGGUCCUGGUGACGACCACGAUGUUCUUUUCGAUCAUGCACUUAAUAUUUACGGCGUCGGUGCGACGAUGCUCAAUCUCCUCACCCUCCGUGGCCGAGAGGACAUUCGUCACACGCGUGCUCGCACCACCCAGGAGUUCAAGCGAAACGGCAACCACCAGCUCUCGGGAGUCAGGACCAAGAAGCCGGGCGUCUACAGCAGCCGCCUCCGUCGUCUGAUCCAUCGAUGUCUCGACCCCAAUCCGGCCGCACGCCCGACGCAACUCGAACUGCUCGACGAAACACGGUUCGGUCUUCGUCUGGCCGAACGGAGACUGCUAAAGGCUCGGAGCGAAGCCCGAGCAACAGCAGCAGCGGCUACGCUUGCUCCCAACAACGCCGCCACCAACAACAACGCAGCAGCAGCAGCAGGGGCCGCCGACCAAAAUCACGACGAAGUGCCCGAGCACUCGGAAAAGGUAUUUUUCCAGGGUCACGAAAUCAACGACAUGCCUCUGGGUGACGCCCACUUCCGUCCCAAAGCCUGGGAGAUUACGUAUCUGAUGACCGGAGAGUUCGUCAACCCGGACGUUCGCCGCCUUCGACUCCCGAUGGAAAAGUACGGACACUUCCCACCGAAUUGGUUCGAGCCGGAGAAUGACUGGAAAGCACUCUACGACCGGUCGGACAGUGGAAGGAGAUGGUUCAAAGAUCCUCGGCCACAGCCGCAGCCCCAACCCCAACCCCAACAACAUCAGCAACAGCAACAGCAACAGCAACAAUCGCAACAGGGAUUACACCCGAUGCGACCGCUGUUACCUAUUCCGGCUCACUUGUUGGCUCAACCUCCGCCUCAGAUGAACCGCAGAUAUCCUGCGGGAGAUCCUAGAAACUUGCAACAACAGCCACGCCAGACCCCGUUACAGACUCAGCUACAACAACAACAACAACUGCCACAGCAACAGCAGCAACAACAGCAACCACGAUGUCAAACACGAUUACAGGCUCGGCUACAGCAGCAGCAGCAGCAGCAGCAGCCGCCCUAAACACUCGGC